This is a messenger RNA of Lathyrus oleraceus (garden pea), 1290 nucleotides long. RefSeq lists its product as uncharacterized. The coding region runs from base 1 to 1290 and encodes 429 amino acids. NCBI's taxonomy places the organism in Eukaryota, Viridiplantae, Streptophyta, Magnoliopsida, Fabales, Fabaceae. The transcript is spliced from 3 exons. The record is from RefSeq and is a predicted model, not a curated record.
AUGUCUCAACAAUCUUCACCCACUCACAUGCAUGUCCCAGCUGAAACCAGUGGAUCUUCCUCACCAUCGUUUAGGACAAACGCCCCAUUUCAAAUGAUCAACUUGGAAAAUCUAAUUUUUGAUGUUGCCCCUCUGUCCACGGUUCAUCCCCCUCCUCAGAAGAAAGUUACACCUUCAGGGUCAAAAAUUAUCAAGACUUCUGGUAAGUCUUCUGAACCUAUAAUCCCCGGUAAAGAUAAAAAUGUUGUUGAAGAACAAUCUAGGUUUAAAGGGUAUGAUUUAAGAAACCCUAGUAUGUAUGUUGACGGCUUUAAAAAUCCCAAGGAAGUAGAAAGAAGUGCAACUGAUAAGGAACUUAGGAAGUUUGUCGCAUCUGUUAUGAAGGAAGUAAACUCAGAUGUUUUGCUAGAUGUUCAAACAUCUUUGGCAAAAGAUCCAAGCCCUGACAAUAACUCUAGUGAAAAAGUUGAGGAAAGUGUUCUUGAACAUGCUGCUCAUGAGAGAAGAAGUAAAAAGAAAGUUGAGCUUGUUGUCAAUGUUGAUGAGCUUACUUCUGGUGAAGAACCUAUUAUAAACAUUGUUACCCUUAGUAUUGCCAAGAGACUGCAGAGACGUAAAGGAAAGACUGUUGCUUUUAAAGAUUCUCCCUCCAGGGAAGUGAAGAGAAAAUCUGAUGGGUUGAAAGGUACUCCUUCUAGAAGCUCCACAAGAAAAUCUCUUGUUGGACCCACUAGGUCAUGGAGUAAAGUUGUUACCCCUACUAGAAAGAGGAAAAUGUCUCUUAUAAAUGCAGAAAGGUGGAAGCAUGUAAUUCAGAGGAGGGUGGCCCUAAAAAGGGAAUUGGGGAAGGAUUACCUUAAGUGUAACGAGGUCAUGGAACUGAUAAAAGUUGUUGGGUUGAUGAAGAUUGCCACACACUUUGGACUUUGCUAUGAAAACUUAGUAAAGAAGUUUAUGGUGACCAUCCCCGAUGGAUGUGAUGAUAUAAAGAGUGCUGACUAUGGUAAAGUUUAUGUGAGAGGAAAUGUUGUAACAUUCUCCCCAACUGUGAUCAAUAAAUUUCUAGCAAGAAUAAAUGAACCUCAGGCUGAGCUGGAAGUUACUGAUGAUCAGGAAACUUAUAAAGAGCUGGAGGAUUCCAUUCGAUCUAGCACUGCAAAUAAGAUUAAACUGGAGACGUUGAUGAAGGCUAUGAUGGAAGAGGAGAAGAAGGAAGUUGUACAGGAUGGUGAUGCUAAUGAAGGAACUGAUGAUGAAAAUUAUGUUGGUGAAGAUGAUGUUGAUGAAUAA